AUGGAUGACAAGCUGGAACUUGCUGUCUUUACCCAUCCAGCUCUUAGCAACAACAACAACACGACCUACGACCGACUCGAGAUUCUAGGCGAUGCAUACAUCGAGCUGAUUGCAACCAAACUUGUCUGGGAGAAAUUCCCGGGCUUACCAGCAGGUCGAAUAUCACAGAUUCGGGAGAUCCUUGUGAAGAAUGAAACACUUGCGGGCUUCGCAGAAAGAUUUGGUUUGGAUAGCAGAGUUUCUGUGCCGCCGAACUACAAUGCCCCAUCAAAGCGAUGGACCAAAACAAAAGGCGACGUCUUCGAAGCCUAUAUUGCAGCAGUCAUACUAUCCGAUCCUGUUUGUGGCUAUGAAGCAGUUGAGCAUUGGCUAGCAGGUCUAUGGGUGCCAAUUCUCAAGAACUUGGGCCAUCAGAAAGGGGAGUUACGCUCCAAGGAGGCUCUUGCUAAGAAAAUUAUGGGGAAAAAUGUCAAGCUUGAAUACAUCGAGGAGCGUCCAUCAAUUCAACAAAAGGGUGGCACACAGACUUUCUUUGUCGCGUUGUAUCUCACUGGGUGGGGAUGGGACAAAAGGUUUCUGGGUUCCGGGCAGGGUUUGAGUAAAGCAGCUGCAGGUGAUGAAGCAGCGAAAAAAGCCUUGCUGAAUACGCCGUUGAUUCUUGAAAUCGUGUCAGCAAAGGAAUCAUGGGAACCAAGCUCUUAA
Penicillium digitatum Pd1 is the source of this 702-nucleotide messenger RNA. Its product is annotated as ribonuclease III. The record is from RefSeq and is a predicted model, not a curated record. Lineage: Eukaryota; Fungi; Ascomycota; Eurotiomycetes; Eurotiales; Aspergillaceae. Gene Ontology annotation, molecular function: ribonuclease III activity. Gene Ontology annotation, biological process: U4 snRNA 3'-end processing; termination of RNA polymerase II transcription; rRNA processing. Gene Ontology annotation, cellular component: nucleoplasm; nucleus.